Messenger RNA from Drechmeria coniospora, 561 nucleotides. Its product is annotated as Mediator complex, subunit Med11. NCBI's taxonomy places the organism in Eukaryota, Fungi, Ascomycota, Sordariomycetes, Hypocreales, Ophiocordycipitaceae. Bases 1 to 561 code for a protein of 186 amino acids. The transcript has a single exon. The record is from RefSeq and is a predicted model, not a curated record. Gene Ontology annotation, cellular component: mediator complex. Gene Ontology annotation, molecular function: transcription coregulator activity. Gene Ontology annotation, biological process: regulation of transcription by RNA polymerase II.
AUGGCGACUCUCGACGAUGUCGUCAUGGCCGACUCUCAGGACGAGCAAUACCAACCCUUUACGCUGGAAGAAAACAUCAAUCAGCUCAACGCCAUCGACAAAUCCAUCGUCGAGCUCAUGGCUCACACGGCGACGGCACUGAACGCACUCACGACACCUGCCACCACCAAAACCUCCGACACUACGGGCGAAGCCAGCAGGCCGCCGGCGCUGGACCCUGCCUCCCAGAAAGACGCGUUUCGAUCGGCGACGAACUCGUUCCUCACAUUGCUGCACAGCAUUGACGUUCGGAUGAAGCGUCAGGUGCUCGCGCUCGAGGAGGUGGGCAUCGUGAACUUGUCGAAUGCGCAGCGGCAGGAGAGCCCCAACACGGGCACGACGGUAGCGCCGAAAGCCUCGCCUCAGCCGAAUGGUGUCGGCGACGUGGGCACUCUUGACGUUGGCUGGUUGAACAGCAGGAGCACGAGGGUCGAGAGGGAGAUGGAGGCCGAGGCCUGGCAGGAUGCGCGCGAGCUGCUCGAGAGACUGAAGGCGAAGCAAACGGCAGAAAAUGAGGGGUAA